UGCCGCCGCCCCGCCAUGGAGGCCGGGCAGGGCCCCGGCGGCGGGGAGGUGGGCGAGCCCCACGAGAAUGUGGCACCUAAGCCUUAUGUGCCAACAGAGGAGGAACGAAGGCUCCUCAAGGAGUGCGCUGAUGAGAGCGCCCGGUAUAGAGCUUUUCCUUUGGCUGCAGCGAGCAUGCUUGCUACUACUUUCUUAAUCAGAAAAGGUAUUCUAAGAGAGACCUCAAGAUUUGGCUCUUUUACUAAAGUUGCAUUUGCUGGAACAUGUGGAUACCUGGCUGGAAAGAUAUCCUACUUGCCAAUCUGUAGUGAGAAAUUUAAGAAACUGAAGGACUCCCCAAUAGGAGAUGUUCUACGACAAGCUCAGAGACAUAGUUCGCAUUCCCGUUCCAGCCGGAAAUCUGAAUUUUCAGAUACGCCUUCUCAGUCUUUUACUGAACCUCCUUCUUCACGAGCUGGAUUCCCACUUUCUUCUACAUAUUCAGAUGAUUAUAGUUCAACAGACAGAGGCCUCUCUAGCUACGAACCUGUUCCAUUCAGUGCUUCCCUGAAUGAAUCUUCGCCUACAGGAAUCACUGAUUAUGCUGUGCAAGAACCUGCUCCAAUUCCAGAAGAAAAUCGUAAAAAAAAAACUGUCACAUAUGAAGAAUUAAGGAAUAAACACCGAGAAACGUACGAAGUAAUGGUACCACCAAAGGCAGAAACUCCAAUCAAGUUGCCACAGGAAAAACCAGCUAAGGAAGUUAAAGUAAAUAAAUAUGGAGAUACCUGGGAUGAGUAAGAACCGAAUGAAGAACUGAAGAAAAUUAUCUCCUGUCAGCCAACUUGAACUUCAUCGACAUCAGUCACGAAUACUGGUGCCUUUGAUGUGUUCCGCCAGGCACAGUUAUUAAUAAAUGAGAAAAUCUUGACUUGCCGGAAUAUUUUUUUUUAAUGCAUUUAAGCUGAAGAAUCUUUUUUCUUUUGCAUAAAUGACAAGCCAGGGUAUUGUGAGGUGUCAUGAUUGUAAACCAUUAGUGCUACUGUUUAAGAAUGAAAAAGCUAACUAGCAAUAACUAAUGUAAAUGUACAAGAAGGGAUGAAAUGCGUGUAAAUAAAAGGAAUUAUAUGUAUUGGGAAGGAAAAAAAUAACAAUCUUCUGAAACUUUGAAGAUUUGCAUUAAAAGUUACCUGUAGAAAUAA
This is a messenger RNA of Oxyura jamaicensis (ruddy duck), 1181 nucleotides long. Its product is annotated as OCIA domain-containing protein 1-like. The coding region runs from base 16 to 780 and encodes 254 amino acids. NCBI's taxonomy places the organism in Eukaryota, Metazoa, Chordata, Aves, Anseriformes, Anatidae. Gene Ontology annotation, cellular component: endosome. The transcript has 8 exons. The record is from RefSeq and is a predicted model, not a curated record.